This is a messenger RNA of Gastrolobium bilobum, 1901 nucleotides long. Its product is annotated as general transcription and DNA repair factor IIH subunit TFB2. Gene Ontology annotation, biological process: nucleotide-excision repair. The coding region runs from base 364 to 1719 and encodes 451 amino acids. NCBI's taxonomy places the organism in Eukaryota, Viridiplantae, Streptophyta, Magnoliopsida, Fabales, Fabaceae. Gene Ontology annotation, cellular component: transcription factor TFIIH core complex; transcription factor TFIIH holo complex. The record is from RefSeq and is a predicted model, not a curated record. Gene Ontology annotation, molecular function: ATPase activator activity; double-stranded DNA binding. The transcript is spliced from 15 exons.
UAUCAAUAAGAUUUUCUCUCUUUCUCUCUCCGGCCACUUCAUCAUCCUCUGUACGAAGCGGUUCUUCAAUCGUAACAAACCCUAAUCAACAGAGGGUUGCUUGCAUCUUCAGAAGUUUUGUGGGUUGAAUAAACUCAACAAGAGACUCCUUCUGUUUUGGACUAAUGUUUUCCUUCAAUUUCACUCUGUAAAGUGUCUCUAGCUUGGAGUGGAUGCUUUACAAUCAUGAAUACGAGUUAGAUUCGUGGUGGGUUUUCAUAAAGUUACACUCUUUUUCUUAAGACCCCGUUAAACAGAAUCUGAUUAAAGGGGGAAAAACAAAAAAAAGAAACUGAAGAAGAAGGUGCUUGUAGCCGAAUCAGAAUGCCAGAGGUUAGGAUCAUUGCAAAGAAUUUCAUGGACAUGGUGGCUUCCAUGCCUGCCAUGAAGCUCGAUAAGCUCUUUGAAAAUGGAUUCAUCUGUGAAGCUAUUCUCAGGUCUCUUCCGCCUCUUGCAAAGAAAUAUGUCUUACAGCUGCUGCAUAUUGAUGUGCCUGUGGCUGCUAAAUUAUUGGAGGAAUGGGUGCUUCCGGAUGGGAUUUCAAAGCACAGAGUAGCCAUUGAUAGGUUGGUUCAAUUAAGAGUUUUCGUUGAAGCUGUUGACAGGAAGAAUGAAAAGACUUACAAAGUUAAUCCAACAUUUCAGAGAAGUCUCCAGAAACUUUUAGUACAUGGUGGGACUUUGCCAAGGGAAUCAAUGCCUUCUAAUAUUACUGUGAGGCUCCCAAACUUAGAGGAUCUUGAAGCUUAUGCUCUAGAACAAUGGGAGUGUUUCUUGUUGCAACUUAUAAGCUCAAGUCAUGUUGAAAAGCCCUUAAAUAUUAGCUCUUCUUUGAUGAAAGUUUUCCAGCGGCGUCUCCUGAGUCAAAGAGACAAAGAAGCUCCAAAAUUAACUGAAAGUGGUUUCCAGUUUUUGCUGAUGGAUACAAAUGCACAGCUUUGGUACAUCAUCAGAGAAUAUAUCUCUAAUUCUGAGGAAAGAGGUGUUGAUGCAGCUGACUUGAUCUCAUUCAUGCUGGAGCUUAGUUUUCAUGUCAUCGGGGAGGCAUAUAAUAUAAACACGUUGACUGAUUUUCAGAGGAACAUAAUUAAGGACCUAGCAGACCUUGGACUGGUCAAACUUCAACAGGGAAGGAAAGAAAGUUGGUUCAUACCAACGAAAUUGGCAACCAAUCUUUCAGUGAGCUUGUCUGAUUUAUCAUCUAGAAAACAGGGAUUUGUGGUUGUGGAAACAAAUUUUAGAGUUUAUGCUUACUCAUCUUCAAAAUUACAUUGUGAGAUAUUGCGGCUGUUCUCAAGGAUAGAGUAUACACUUCCAAAUCUUAUUGUUGGAGCUAUUACAAAAGAAAGCUUGUAUAACGCUUUUGAAAAUGGCAUUACAGCAGAUCAGAUAAUCAGUUUUCUUCAGCAGAAUGCUCAUGCUCGAGUUGCAGAGAGGAUACCAUCUGUGCCUGAAAAUGUCACAGAUCAGAUUAGACUGUGGGAAUCAGAUCUAAACAGAGUUGAGAUGACAGAAGCAUAUUAUUACGACGAGUUUCCUUCCAGGGAAGUAUUUGAAGCUGCAUGUGACUGUGCCAGAGAGUGGAAUGGUUUGUUAUGGGAAGACUCAAAGAAGAUGCAUAUGGUGGUCAAGACUGAGGUACAUACGUAUGUACGAGAUUAUUUACGCCGCCAAAAGUAGUACUAGGAAAGCCAUCACCGUCUCAUGCAUCCUGGUCCUGCCAAUAAUUCAGCCACAUCUCCUAUUCUUUUUGUUUCAUGUUUUUCCCUUUUAGGAAUUUUUUUAAUAAAAAAUGAAUGAUUUUCGCCUUCAAGGUAUCUAACUAGUUUUGACUUUAUUCUUCUUCUUCCCUUCAAAUCUUU